AUGGCGACUGUCAAUGCUUCGACUACUGAUCACCAAGCGAAGACUUUGAAACUGGAAAAUACUGAGAAACGUGACACCUUGAUAGCCAUUGAGAAAAAGUAUCAAAAAGCAUGGCAAGACGCGGGCGUUUUCAACGCAACUCCUCCCUCAAGCUCAGAGACCGUCGACCUCUCUCCAUCAGAAAUCCGGAAGAAGUUCCCCAAAUAUUUUGCAAUCUUCGCAUACCCUUACAUGAAUGGUAGACUCCAUGCUGGACAUAGUUUCACCAUCAGCAAAGUCGAAUUUACGUGCGGUUUCAACAGAAUGGAAGGAAAACGUGUUUUGUUCCCCCUAGGCUUCCACUGCACGGGCAUGCCGAUAAAAGCUUGUGCAGAUAAGCUUGUGAGUGACGUUCAGAAGUUCGGAAAGAAUUUCGAGAAUUAUAAGGAAGAGGAGGAUGAAGCAAAUCUCCAAAUCGGCCAGCCACCAGCUCCAACGCAAGCCCAAACGAAGGACGAUGUCACUAAGUUCUCCUCGAAGAAGGGAAAAGCCGCUGCCAAAGCUGUCAAGAUGAAAUAUCAAUUCCAGAUAAUGCGCGCCAUUGGCAUAGCAAAUGCGGAGAUACAUGAAUUUUCAGAUGCUCAAUACUGGCUAAAAUAUUUUCCACCAUUAUGCAAAUUAGAUCUCAAUGAUUUAGGAGCACGGAUAGACUGGAGACGUCAGAUGGUUACGACCGAUGCCAAUCCCUAUUACGACGCUUUCGUUCGAUGGCAGACCAACCGCCUACAUGGAUUGAAGAAGAUUCAAUACGGUGAGAGAUAUACAAUCUACUCUCCAAAGGACGGCCAACCUUGUAUGGAUCAUGACCGGACAGAGGGCGAGGGAGUCGGGCCACAGGAGUACACGGCGUUGAAACUCAAGGUCAAGGAAUGGGCUCCGAAAGCUGCAGAAGUAUUUAGAGACAAAAUCCCUCAAUCAGCAAGUGUCUACUUCGUCCCUGCAACACUACGGCCAGAAACUAUGUAUGGCCAGACUUGUUGUUUUGUGGGGCCGAAGAUCACAUAUGGAUUAUUCAAAGUAUCAGAAAAAGAGUAUUACGUAGUGACAAAACGUGCUGCGUGGAAUAUGGCCUUCCAAGGGACCUUUUUCGGCAGCGAAAAUUUUCCGAAAGAUAUAAGUGAACUCCCACUGGUGGCGGAGCUAACUGGCUCAGAUGUAGUUGGCACUCUUGUCAAUGCACCCUUGUCUGUACACACCCAAGGAGUACGCAUUCUACCCAUGGAAUCUGUUCUACCGUCAAAAGGCACUGGUGUCGUCACAUGCGUACCAUCUGAUAGUCCAGAUGAUUAUGCAACUGUCAUGGAUCUGACAAAAAAAGCCGAGUACUAUGGCAUUCAGCGAGAAUGGGUAGACCUUGAGAUUCUCCCUCUAAUUCAAACGCCCUCAUACGGUAACCUGACUGCCAAAUUUCUCGUCGAAAAGUUGAAGAUCAACUCGCCAAAAGACACGAAGCAACUUGCGGAGGCGAAGGAAGCUGCAUACAAAGAAGGCCACUACAAAGGCACAAUGCUCGUAGGCGAAUUCAAAGGCCAGCCAGUAGAGUCAGCAAAAUCGAAAGUCAAAGCUGCCUUGAUAAAAAAUGGGGACGCUUUUGAGUACGCUGAACCGAACGGUCACGUUGUCAGUCGUAGCGCAGACGAGUGCGUUACAGCUUUCUUAGGCCAAUGGUUCUUGAAUUAUGGUGAAAAUGAUCCUCAUUGGCGGAACACAACUUUCGAUCAUGUCAAGAACGACUUAGAGACGUACUCUUCAGAGACACAAAACGGCUUCGAGAAAAACCUGGAGUGGCUCAACCGGUGGGCUUGUGCGAGAACGUAUGGUCUAGGCUCGAAACUCCCUUGGGAUCCAAAGUUCCUUGUUGAAAGUUUGAGUGACAGCACCAUAUAUAUGGCAUAUUACACGAUAUCCUAUCUUCUUCACAGCGAUGUAUUUGGCACGCAGCCGGGUGUUCUGCCAAUCAAAGCAUCGCAAAUGACGGAUGAGAUCUGGGAUUACAUAUUCUGCCGCCGUUCAUACUCCCCAACUCUUAAUGAAUCCUCGGGAAUCAGUCAAGAACAUCUCAACCGUCUACGUGCCGAGUUUGAAUAUUGGUAUCCUCUCGACCUUAGCUCUUCUGGAAAAGACCUCAUACCUAAUCAUUUGACAUUCUUUCUCUACAUCCACCUCGCACUCUUCCCACCAGAGUACUGGCCACGCAGCGUUCGGGCCAACGGUCAUCUCCUUCUCAAUGGUGAUAAAAUGUCCAAAUCAACAGGCAAUUUCCUAACCCUCUCUGAAGCUAUCAAAAAGUAUGGUGCCGACGCGUGCCGCAUUGCCCUAGCAGAUGCUGGCGACGGAGUCGAAGACGCCAACUUCGAAGAGACCGUCGCAAAUCAAAUCAUCCUCCGCAUGCACACUCUCAAAGAAUGGUGUGAAGAAGUCCUUUCCUCCGCCGAAUCUAGCAGCCUUCGCACUGGCCCAGCCGACACAUUCUGGGACACCCUUUUUCAAAAUGAAAUGCGUACUCUCGUCCAUGAUGCCCACUACCACUAUUCUAACCUCGACUUCAAAGCCGCCCUCAAACCCGCUCUCUAUGACUUCACUUCCUCCCGAGAUUUCUACCGCGAAGCCACCACCGCUGCUGGAAUUGGCAUGCAUGCUUCCCUAAUCCGGCAAUAUAUCGAACUCCAAGCUCUCAUCAUAACGCCUAUCGCUCCCCAUUGGGCCGACUACAUUUGGCAAGAAGUCUUGCAAACAAAUAAGGGCACAAUCCAAAACGCUCUAUGGCCAAAGGUCGACCCUGCAGAUCCCUCAUUGACAGCAGCCCGCGAAUACGUCCGCGCUACAUCAUCUUCCAUCACCUCAGCAGAAGCCGCACAACAGAAACGCAAAGACAAGGGCAAAGCCACGUCUUUCGACCCCAAGAAACCAAAGAAGCUCACCAUCUUCUACGCGGCGAAAUACCCAGCGUGGCAAGAUGAGUACAUCGAGCUCGUGCGGCAGAACUUUUCCGCCACCAGCCUUUCCGUUGAUGACAAGAAAGUUGGAGAGGCCGUUAAAGCGAAGGGCGGGAAGGAAACGAAGCGUGCGAUGCCAUUCGUCCAGGGGCUGAAGAAAAGGUUAUAUGCUGGGGAAGAGAAGGAGAAGGUAUUUGAGAGGAAAUUGCCGUUCGAUGAGAAGGGAGUGUUGCGACAAAUGGUGAAAGGAUUAAGGAGGACUACUGGAUGUAAGAGUGUGGAGGUUGUGGAGGUGCACAGCGGGGACGAGGAAGUCAAGAAGGGAGUGGUAAGUGCCGGAGAUGGCGAAGGGGAAAGCAGAGAAGGCCUACCGCAGAGUGCUGGAAGUGCAGUGCCAGGUAGCCCGAGUUUUCACUUUGUGAAUAUUUGA
Messenger RNA from Bacidia gigantensis, 3405 nucleotides. RefSeq lists its product as uncharacterized. The transcript is spliced from 2 exons. The coding region runs from base 1 to 3405 and encodes 1134 amino acids. The record is from RefSeq and is a predicted model, not a curated record. Gene Ontology annotation, biological process: leucyl-tRNA aminoacylation. NCBI's taxonomy places the organism in Eukaryota, Fungi, Ascomycota, Lecanoromycetes, Lecanorales, Ramalinaceae. Gene Ontology annotation, molecular function: aminoacyl-tRNA deacylase activity; ATP binding; leucine-tRNA ligase activity.